AUGGCGCUCGUCGCACCCAGCCUGCCUGGACACGGUGGUCUCUUGGGCAGCAUCGGUCUGCACAACGGCCUCUCAUGCGCAAGAAGACUCCGGAUGAGGUCUUCGGAGGCACUUGGACAAGGUCUGGGGAUGAGUGCGGAAACGGGCUUCGUGCGAUGGGCGGGAAGCGCUGUCUGUGCGUGUAUCGCUUCCUGUGUUGCACUCGCUGCCUCCGCUGAUGGACGAGGAGGCGAGAAAGCCCAGAGAUGGCGACAAACGUCGGAAUUCACAGCUCCGAUGUCGAAGUGGCGUGGCCAGACCGGCCGUGGCAAAAAAGGACACUUCCACCUACUUGACAGAUACAUUCGCCGCAUCGAUGCCCUCCUUCCCGAGGACAUGGAGGAUCUGGUAAGGCCGCUGAGCUAUAAGCCAAACAUGGAGCAAACAACGAGGACGCUGAAGAUCACCUUCCCCGACGAAGCUGUCAAGCCUGAUGACAUCACAGAGCAGGAUGUACGUGACUUCUUGUACCCCCUGGUGCCAGCGCACUUGGCCUUGGGCUGGUACGGAGACGGAGGCGCGGAGGUGUAUGCGAUGUUCGAGACCAACGAGGAAUGCCGAAACGCACGGCGGCUUGACGGCCAAAGGCUCGGUGGUCGCUAUGCUCAAGCGCGGUUUACGGUUGACAACAAGUUUCGUCGAGUCAUGGAAGAUUUGGGCAACUGGCCCAUGAGUGGCGACCAAUGA
This is a messenger RNA of Symbiodinium sp. CCMP2592, 726 nucleotides long. Lineage: Eukaryota; Dinophyceae; Suessiales; Symbiodiniaceae. The record is from the annotation of a GenBank genome assembly.